AUGAACUAUUUCAUGAAAAGAAAAAAUGAGUCUGUCAAUAAAAGAGAGGCUUUUAUAGCAAACGGUAAACAUACGAAAAAUGAUGGAACUAUCUUAAAUGAAGACAUAUUCAAUAGCAUAAAAACAUUUGAGAAACGAAAUUCUCAUCAAAUAGAAAGAAAUAACCACCAAAUAAAUGAUAAUCAUAAAGACAAGGAGAUAGACACAAGCUCGAACUCUUUUCUAGAUAGUAGUUUUAACGAAGAAAUGGGUAUUGUGCCUCAUAAAAGUGCAAGAGCAAAUUCUAAACAGAAUUUAAAUAAGGAUUCUCGCUUUGAAGAAAAUAGCCAUCUUCAUCGCUCUAGCAGUAAUUAUGGCAUGGAAAGCUACAACGAAGAAAUACCAAAGGAGUAUAAUCAGAAGGAGCAUAGUCAUAAGGAAGUUACUUCAAAAAAUGAAAAUUUAACACAUACGAUAGAACAGUGUAACAUUAACAAGAAUAAUGAAUCCUGUGAUAAGGAUAUACAUAGCCAGGUUGAAGAGAGACACAGUAAAGAUCAAUCCAUGCAUAACAGUGGAAGGAAUCGAAUAUUUUCAAAAGGUGUAGAUAAGGAUAGACAAAAUUUUCCGAGUGAGCAAAUUCAAAAUGAUUUUAAAAGAUUUGUAGGUAGUCAAAAAUAUAAUAAACAUAAUUCAUCCUUUUUAAAUAAUCAAUGGAAGGAAAAAUAUUCAUCAAAAAGUGAUGAACGAAUAAAUGAAAUAGUAUCAAAAAAUAGCAAUUCUAUUUCGAAUGAAAAUUCUAACAAUAGUGCAAGCAAUAAUCAAAGAGAUAAUAAAAACAUAAAUCAGAAAGAAGAUGAACAUUUUUAUCAAAAGAAAAAAUCAAUCAACUUACAUUCUGGAUUAAAUACAAGUAAGAGUUUGUAUAUGAGUAAUGGAGAUAACAAAAUUCAACUUGAUAAUCUCAUUUUUGGUCGCAGAAAUCGAAUAUCACACUCAAAUGUAAAAGCAGAAAAAGACACAGAUGAUUCUUCUUCUGAAACCUAUUUGGAAAACACAAAGGAUUAUAAAAAUAGUAAAGAAUUUGCUUACGGAGAAGAAACAAACUUUAAUGGAAAUUCGUUAGACCAAAGAGAAAACCUAAAAAAUUAUGGUAAUACCAACGGUGGAUGUGCUGUCAACAUUAGUACUAAAGGUAGUGCUUAUUCUCAUACAGGAAGAAAUCUUAAGGAACCAACUAACGAAAAUGUAAAUUCACUUCACCUCUCGCAAAGGUAUGUAGCCAUAGGUGAAUCUGUUAAUAUUCAAACUUCAUCAAGUGUAAAUCAAGAAAAUAGUAAAAAUAUAAAUAGCGAAUUUUUGAAAACAAAUAUUUCUUCCACAAAAAAUAUGGACUCUUAUAAUAAAUUAAAAAGUAAUGUCAUAGGAACCAAGGAAAAAAUCAGUGAAAGUGAUUUGCAAACAAGUGCGGAUGUUGCUCUAGGGCAGUUAAUGAAAGCUAGCAGGAAAUUUAGAUAUUCCAAUAGAUCUUACACACAACCGAUGAAGGGACAUGCGGUAGUUAAAAACAGCUCUCUGUUGUUGAGCAGGCACUCAGUAGAGUCGAACGAGGAACUAGCCGAAUCGAACGGGGGAUUAGCCGAAUCGAACGGGGGAUUAGCCGAAUCGAACGAGGAACUAGCCGAAUCGAACGAGGAACUAGCCGAAUCGAACGAGGAACUAGCCGAAUCGAACGAGGAACUAGCCGAAUCGAACGAGGAACUAGCCGAAUCGAACAGUAUAUUAUCUAAAAAAAUUCUAAGUCACAAUAAAGCACAGAAUUCAAUGCAGCUAAAAUCGAGUCACAUAAUGUCAAGGAACAACUUACACAAAUCAGUAAGCUACCAUGAUAAGUCAUCCAAAAAUGCAACAAUACAUAAAAAUAGUGAAGUAGAAGAAGCAUAUUAUGAUAUGGAUCUCUCAAAUAACAUACCCAUGGAAAAUGGAAGAAGUUAUAUAAAUUUAAACAAUCUAAAGAAUGAGUCAAGAAGUUAUUCCAUAACAUCAAAUAGAAGACACACAACAAUGUCGAGGGAAAAUUUUGAGGAUUAUAAAAACAGCAUAAUUCUCUCUCAAAAUAGAACUAUAAUACUGCCUGAAAAUUUAAUAGAGUUAAAAUUUAAUCUAAAUGGAUCUGUAAGCGCCAUUACAGAAUCGACGAGCCAGAUGCAUAUGGAAAAUAGUUCAAACAAAUCACAGACAAGACAAGAAAAUUUAAUGAACAAAUCAGAAGAAUCAAUUAGCAGCAGUCGGAAUAUGAACCAUCAAAUGGAACACAGGAAAAGUUUUGCAAGGCAGAGCAGGAAUCCUCAAUCAGAAAAAUACCACCAAAGUGGACAUAACAGUUUAUUAGAAUCGAGAAGUGAUGAAGUCACUAACCAUUUAUUAGAAUCACAUUAUGAGCUACACAAAUAUAAUGAUAACAUGCUAGAUACUAAUGAUAGCUCUAUGAACCUAAAUAAAAGUCGAAACAAAACGAGCAAAUGUACGGGAAAAUCGUGUAAGAACUUCAUUAAAUCCGAAAAUUCCACGCACGAGUCACACUAUAGCUUAUCAAACUCUGAAAUGAAGAAUAUACAGUCUGAACGAAGUUCAAUAACUUCUACAAGUAGUCAGAUGCAAUUAAGAAAUAAUAUGUUGAAUUCAAAUAAUAAUCUUACUAACCAAAAAGAAGUUUAUAAAGAAUCGAAUAGCGUUUCUAUGGAAUCAUUCAGAGGUCAUAUGAAUUCAAAAAAUCAUCACAACGAGCUGAAGGGAAAUUUGAUAGAAACGAAUGAUACCUUGGUGAAUUCUAAAUUUACCGGAAGUGUGACAAAAUUAAGAGGUAGCAACUCAGGGCCAAGAAGCAGCAAUGUGGAUUCAAGAAACAGCCAAAAUGAUAACAGUAGGAAUCAUAACAAUAGCAGUAGUAGUAGGGAGGUAAAAAAUUACUCGAUCAAAUCAAAAGACUACAAUGGCCACUCGAAUAACAACAUGGUAGAACACAACUUGAAUUUCGCAAAAAGAUAUCAAGAGGAGUCGCAGCAUCAUUUUGUUGACGAAUUUCAAAAAAGUAAAAAAGACGGAAAUGAAUUGAAAUACCGAUAUGAUGAUAAGAGAAAGUACCAUUUGAACAGAAGUGAGUAUGUUCCCAAAUCAAGCAUUCAGUAUGAAUAUAAAAAAUUUAAUACUUGCGUAAAUAGUGAAGAGCAGAAGGCUGAUUUGUUACAAGAAUUUCAGAAAAAUAUUAAAACAAAAUGGGAAACGAAACCUUUACAAGCUGAAAAUGUGAAUGUAAGGAGGAAAUCACGAGAGAAUUUAGAAAAUUAUAAUGACCAUCUACCAAGUUACAUGAGUCAAACCUCUAUAAAUCGCAAUAUGAGACAAGAUCAAAAUCAAAAUAAAAAUUAUUUCUUAACAGAUAGUGGGAAUUCUAAUAUGUCUAAUAUACAUGAACAAGAAAUUGAAGCGGGAUUACGGGGGAAAAUGUACUACAAUGAAUUAGAACAUAGUUUUGAAGCCUUGCAAAAAGUUGAUAAUAAUGAUGAUUCCAAUAUGGAAUUUGACUUUAUUCAGGAAAAUAAAAAAUGUCAAUAUAUAUCCAAUGAUUUUUCAAAAUGCAUUAUAGAUUCACAGAUGUUAAUUAAUAGUUCUCACAAUUCUAUGCAACAUUCUGAUUUAAAUGCUUCUAGCCACUUUGAUUUAGGGGUGUCCAAUAAAUCAAAUAAAAUUUCUGACAUAGAGAAAUUUGCCAUAGAAAAUAAUUUUAAUUCCAAUUAUAUUAAACGGUUGUCUAUGAAUGAUAAUUUUGUUAACACUGACUUGCAAAUAUCGUAUAUAGAAAAUGAAAUUCAAAACAAAAUAAAGAAUUUUGACAAUAUAUUGGGCAAAAACUUUGAAACCAAAUGUAAUAAAGUGCUCAACAGAAUUGAGAAGUUGCUUUCCUCAAAAUUUUUCAGUGAGACAUAG
Messenger RNA from Plasmodium gonderi, 3966 nucleotides. RefSeq lists its product as hypothetical. NCBI's taxonomy places the organism in Eukaryota, Apicomplexa, Aconoidasida, Haemosporida, Plasmodiidae. The coding region runs from base 1 to 3966 and encodes 1321 amino acids. The transcript has a single exon. The record is from RefSeq and is a predicted model, not a curated record.